UUGACUUGACCUCUUGCGUUAGCUGCCAGGGCUGCAUGAGGACAGUAAGAGCGGUGAACAGCAUGGCUUACAGUGCGAAGAUCGGUCCGUCCAUCCUGAGCAGCGACCUGUCCUGUCUGGGCAGCGAGUGCGUCCGGAUGAUGGAGUGCGGGGCGGACUACCUGCACCUCGACGUCAUGGACGGGCACUUUGUCCCUAACAUCACAUUUGGCCACCCCAUGGUAGAGUGCCUAAGGAAGUCAGUAGGCCAAGACCCUUUCUUUGACAUGCACAUGAUGGUGUCUCGGCCGGAGCAGUGGGUGAAGCCAAUGGCUGCAGCGGGGGCCAACCAGUACACGUUCCACAUAGAGGCCACCACUAACCCUGGAAACCUCAUCAAGGAGAUAAAAGAGAGUGGCAUGAAGGUGGGUUUGGCCAUAAAGCCUGGUACUACUGUUGAGGAGCUGGCACCCUGGGCUAACCAGAUCGACAUGGCUCUGGUCAUGACUGUUGAACCGGGUUUUGGAGGACAGAAGUUCAUGGAGGACAUGAUGCCCAAGGUGAGCUGGUUGAGGAGUCAGUUCCCUUCGUUAGACAUUGAAGUGGAUGGAGGGGUCGGCCCUGACAGCAUUCACAAAUGUGCAGAGGCAGGAGCCAACAUGAUUGUGUCAGGCAGCGCUGUGAUAGGCAGUGACGACCCUCGUUCUGUCAUUGCCCUCCUGCGCACCGCGGUGGCCGAAGCAAUCCAGAAACGUUCACUGGACCGCUGAUAAUUCCGCUUUGUCGAAGCUCUACUUGCCCGUCCCAGCAACACAACACAGCGGCCUGUGGAACAGACAUUUUUUGGGGUAGGGGUCGGGGGUUACGGUCGGAGCAGGGGGGGCUUCUGUGGAGGCGAGAGCUGAUGGCAAAUCCAAAUCACUGUUUGAUGUAAGUGAAGCUCCACGGCGCCUCUGCAAAACUUUCUGAACUUUAUCCUCUGCUGCCACAAUCUCCUCUCUGAACAAAUAACUCAAAGUGAGACGACCAUUUCGAGGCGGGAGCUGAGGCGACACCGAUUUCACAUCUGUAAACAUUCCUGAGUAUUGUUUGAUUACCCUGUAAGUUGGAAGUAUAAAUUAAUUAUGGAAAUAAAAUGGUCCUAGGAGCACCGCGUUCUCAGAUGGAAGUCAGUUUUUUUUUUCCAUCUGAGAUCAUCUUGGCUCCUUGGCUUUUGCUGUUUUCAUUGAAAUGGACCAUUCACAGGCAACUUAACACUACUGAGCAAAAAUAAUGUACACUUCUAAAUUCCAUGAGAUUUGGUUUUGCUGAUUAAAAAGACACAAAUGAA
Molecule: messenger RNA, 1309 nt
Organism: Dicentrarchus labrax (European seabass)
Lineage: Eukaryota; Metazoa; Chordata; Actinopteri; Moronidae
Gene: rpe
Product: ribulose-5-phosphate-3-epimerase
Exons: 6
Coding region: 36-749 (237 amino acids)
Biological process (GO): carbohydrate metabolic process; pentose-phosphate shunt, non-oxidative branch; pentose-phosphate shunt
Cellular component (GO): cytosol
Molecular function (GO): metal ion binding; D-ribulose-phosphate 3-epimerase activity
Source: RefSeq, a predicted model, not a curated record